Molecule: messenger RNA, 2160 nt
Organism: Boeremia exigua
Lineage: Eukaryota; Fungi; Ascomycota; Dothideomycetes; Pleosporales; Didymellaceae
Product: cytochrome P450 oxidoreductase GliF
Exons: 3
Coding region: 171-1829 (552 amino acids)
Molecular function (GO): monooxygenase activity; oxidoreductase activity, acting on paired donors, with incorporation or reduction of molecular oxygen; heme binding
Source: RefSeq, a predicted model, not a curated record
AGCCGCACAUUUGAAGCGUGCUUUUCUAGCAGUGCGGCACGAGAGUUAUGACCAACGAUGGUAAAACCAAACAUUGAAACGAGAAUAUGAGUUCUUGCUGAUUCACAGGCUUAACCACUGCACUUUGUUUCUCCAACCCACUGGAGCCUUGGAGCGCCGGCUGUAUUUGCAUGGUCAAUCGAAUUCAAGAAUCGAACACCAUGGAGUCCAGCUAUUUGAAUUUCGAGUUCCUAAACUGGGACAUCAUUGAGUCGAUUCAGAUCAUACGCGCUACGCUUGCACCUUUGAGGUUGACGAGAUGGCAAAUGUUCAAGUACAUGGUCGCCAGCCUUUUCAGAGACAUACAACCCUCUUCUAUGAUUCUUCUGGCACUGGUUUCGUUGGUCUCACUGGCUUUUUUGAUGACCUGGGCGAAGGGUCGUGACCCAAUCGAAAAAAUCGGCCUUCCGGUUGUGGGUGGCUCUAAGCAACAUAAAUUGGACUUCAAGCAGGCAGUCGAAGAAGGCAGGAGAUUGUACCCCGAAACUCCUUAUAUCAUCAAGACACAAGGGCUUCCCUAUAUCGUCUUCCCUUGCCAUGUCUUUGAUGAGAUCAAAAGACUCCCCGAGCGUAUUGCAUCCGCGCAAGAUUUCUUCGUCAAAACAUACUUUGGGAAAUACACGACUGCUGGAACCGAGACACCUACUCUACUCAAGGCUGUGAGCGUAGACCUCGCGCGCAGUAUUCCCGCAAAAGUACCUUCUCGUCAGGAAGAUGCCAAGUACGCCAUGGAUGAAGCAAUCGGGAGCUGUCCCGAGUGGAAGGAAGUGAAGCUUUUUCCUGCAGUGACAAACAUCAUUGCUCAGAUGAAUGCUUGUUCCUUCAUUGGGCGAGAGGCUGGCCGAAGCAAACACUGGGUCAAUCUUGUUUCGAAAUACCCCUUCCAAGUCAUGAUAGGAACAUUCAUGAUUGCUCCAGUGCCUCGCAUCCUUCAAGGUCUGUUUGCACCGCUUAUCUUCGCCGCAGCAAUCAUCACCAAGUGGAGAAUGAAAUGGGCUAUCACUCCAAUUAUAAAGAAAGAUAUGAGAGAGUUUCUGAAUACCACAGACAAGAAGAGCCUGUUACGAUUGACCGAAGACGGCAAAGUCCCCUUCACAGCCUCGCUCAUGACACGAUACAAGCCGAGCGAAGCAACGCUGAGCCAGUUGUUACAGGAUUAUAUCACUGUCGCGUUCGAAUCCACGCCUUCCAGUGCUGCCGCACUCUACCUCUUGUUGCGCGAACUAGCUGCGCACCCAGAACUAUUGGACAUUCUGCGAGAUGAGCUUCGAGAGGUCAUGGUAGAUGGAAAGCUGCCUAAGUCUCACCUUGGAGAACUCCGAAAGAUGGACAGUGUUAUGAGAGAAUCAGCCAGGGCCAACCCCUUUAGUCUCCUUGCCCUGUAUCGUCUCCUACGCGUCCCGAUUCAGCUCUCGGUUGGUCCUACACUUCCGCCAGGAACAUUGAUCUGUGUCGACGUCCACCAUAUUACGACUUCACCAGAGCUCUGGAAAGAGCCCGAGAAGUUUGAUGGCCUACGUUUCCAUGAGAUUCGGAAACAGCCUGGAAUGGAAAAUAAAUACCAGUUUGUGAGCACUGGAGCAGACUCUCCGGGCUGGGGUGAUGGUACUAUGGCAUGCCCAGGGCGUUUGUUUGCAAACAGCACCAUCAAAAUUGCACUCGCACAUUUGAUCAUGAACUACGAUUUCAAAUACGUUGAAGGACAGGGUAUUCCGGUCAAAACCUCACUACCGAACGGCUCCUGGAACCCUGGCUUGGAUACCAAGUUCUUGUUCAAGUCUCGCAAGUAGAAUGAUAUGAAGUCACGAAGAAGGAGAAGGCACGAGUAGUAGUAGUAACAGAAAGACGGUAAAAUUGAAUACAACAGAUGAUGGCAGAAUAGAGCAAGGGUGUGAAGUGAAUGGUGGGAGAGGCGCAAUUGGUGACUGAAUCAGUAGAGCACUCACUCGCGACUUUCUCGGCUUAUUCAGAUUGACAGGCUCAGACUUUUGAUAUGGGUUUGAAUUAUGAUAGCCCCGUCGUGAUCUAGACUUUAGUUCAAGAUUUCCAGCCUCAGCAACCAUAAAAAGUAACUCUGAAUACUGCAAGACUGUCAUGUGAUGUGGGUGCAUUAAGCGAGAC